AUGCUAUCAACGCGCGAUGAUAGCGCAGCGGCGGACCACCAGGUGGUGGGGGACGUCUCCAGCGAAGUGGCCGAGAUUCGCAAAACAAUUACUAGUCUUUCGCCGCGUGUCCAGGGUGUGCGCGAGGCGACCAAUUCACUGAGCGCCACUUUGCAUGUCCUGGUUGGACGGAUCAAAGAUUAUUCGGAGUUGGCGCCCACUGUGGAGAAACAGCUCAGUUCUUCUGAGGCCAAUGCGUUAAAGUUAGUGGGUUCGGAGCCGAUGGAUUCCUUGGAGGCCCUGGAAACGAUCCUAGGCGAGUGUAGUGCCCUUUUGGCAGAACGCAACUCCACGGCUUCUCAAGCAUUCGGAAAGAUGCAAGCCCUGAGUCAGUACUUUUCCAAUCUACCUCAAAUUUUGAAUGUUUUCUGGUCACUUUUUUUCACAACGCAGGCCGCGAACUCCGAACUGCUUAGACGCUGGGAAUUGAGCGGUGAUUGGCUGGAGGCACAAAACUCGCUCCUGACAAUGCUCGCCUCUGAUUGGCGCACAUGGAGCGCCGACAUGGCCAAGCUCUCUGAGCUCGUGAGCCAAUUAAAAUCCGAGGUGGAGGCG
Molecule: messenger RNA, 594 nt
Organism: Dibothriocephalus latus
Lineage: Eukaryota; Metazoa; Platyhelminthes; Cestoda; Diphyllobothriidea; Diphyllobothriidae
Source: the annotation of a GenBank genome assembly